UCUAGAUCUAUCUAGAUCUAGUAGGUCUAGAUCUAAGCAUUUAACUUCAUUCAAUGUACCAAGCUCACUCCAAACAUUUGCCCAUUUAUUUAUUUAAAAAAAAAAACAACAACAACAAACGAACAAAUAUAAUAUAAGAUCAUUUUUAUUGAUGUCCAAAACUGGCUGUCCGAAAUAAAUUUUGGUAAGAAAAUCGUAAUUUAAUUCGGACACUGUAUUAAUUUUUUUUUUGUAUGGAAUUAGAAAACAUGGCUUAUGAAUCAAAUAAAUUAGCUCCAAAAACAGAAUAAAUAUUGCCGGGCUCAUUAGUAUAGACUUAGCAAAUCAAAAAAUAUAGUCUUAACUCUAGGCCUAGGAAGAGGUAAAGUUGUCCGGGUAACAUAGGAAAAAACAACAACCUGACUAACAAAUUUGAAAUUCGUUUUUCUUACAUAAAAAGACAGCUAAAUUGAAGGAAAUUGGGUCAGAAUCAUUGGAAAAUGGACAAGCACAUUAUACAGCGCGCUAGUUUUAUAAUACAUAUUAAAAUAAUUAUUUAAUGACCACAAAAAACAGCGAAUGUCCGAAUUCAUGUAAUGUCCGAAUUAAAUAAACUACCAUAUAUAUAGAUCUAGAUAGAUUUAAAAGUUAAAAGUAAAUUUAAUUCAUGACAUAAGCCUAAAGGCUAAGGAUAAGACAACUUCUAGAGCACUCUAAGUCUAUAUAUAUAUAUAGGCUAUAUUUUAUAUUCUAUAUUAAUCUAGAUCUAUAUAAUCUGUAUCAUUAUGGAUGAUUAACAUCUCAUUUACUGAUCUAGGCCUUUAUUGCCUUCAAUGACUACAAUCUACUCUAGGCUGAGUGUUUGUUAGUUUUAAUAUCAAAUGUCUUAAAAGUGAGCUAACAGAAUUAUUGAAAUUUGAAAAAUACAAAUUUCCUAAUAUGAUCAAUUAUUGUACCAAACAGCAUUGCUGUAUCUUUGAUACUGAUAGGAGAAAAAAUUUAAAAUGUCAACUUUUUCACAAAGUUUUGUUAAGAAUUUCGCGGAAAACAGGCAAUAUGGAGUCUAAGGCUUUAUGAUAAAGCAAACUAUCACUAACAAUCUACAGGACAUACAGGACAUACAUUAUCUUUAUAUAAUAGUUAUUAACAGAGUUAAUAUUUAAUAACUAAUGAACCAAUCAUGCUAGUAAGCUAGUAAUACACUUGAUAAACUUAUUUGAUAAUAUAUACAUUGGUGUGCCCUGGAUGUGGCAAAAUAUGUAGGUCACAGCUGGGGCUGUGCAGCCAUGGGAAAUACUGCACUCCUCACUUAUUUUCAGACUCGAAGACAAGCCAUAUUAUUAUUAUAAUAAAAUGAUUAUAUACAUGUUAGCCAAUGCUACUGUCAGUGUAGGCCAAAAGCUUCAAGGUUUUGAGAAAUAAAUGUAUAUAUAUAUAUAUAUAUAUAUAUGUAUUUAAACUGUUAAAGGCUACAUCUAGAUCUAGUUCAACCAUGGUUCAUCAACUGAGUUGUUGGAAAUUUUUCUUUUGAAGACAAAGUUUUGUAGACUACCAUAGAUUUUAUAGAUAUAGAAACUAGAUCUUUCCUGUUUUGAAAAGAUAUGUCAUUUUAAAACUACAAAUAAAAGACAAACAAACAAGUGACCUUUCAGCUGCUAAUUGUGUCAUAAAGUACUAGAGCUAUACUAAAGGACUAUAGAUUUUAAGCAGUGGUUUUUCCAGCCAGCAGUGCUUCAUUUGUUAGAGAUUCAUUCUGUGAAUUAUUGUCUCUUGUGGAGCGUCACAUAAGAAAUGAAGAAAAACAAAUUUCUUUCCUUUGUGGAUUUGUUGCCUAGAAUCAUGGUGAAAGAUCCAGUCACACACAGCACAUGGGAAGAUGGGAAGUUUACUUCCUAUUUAAUUUGCAUCAAGACUAAUCAUCCAGCGUUUCACUUGCCUAUGUCUGCUGUCAGACGAAGAUUUUCAGAGCUUGUGUGGUUAGCCAAAGUAUUAAAAGCCAAUCAUCAAUAUGUGAGUUUCCCAACAUUUCCUCCAAAGACAGUCUGGGCUGAAAGAUUCAAUGAAGUAUUUAUUAAUGAAAGAAUGAAAUUAAUUGAAAAUUAUCUCAAUGAGCUCUUGGUCACGGAUACAGUUUUGUCAGAUGCUGCCUUUCACUUGUUUUUACAGACAGAUUUAACUAAAGAAGAAAUGGAGGAAUACUUUGCUGGAAGGCUGUCUGAUGAGUUUAUUGAAUCAGCCUGGAAGAAUGUUGGUCAUGUACACACAAGUCCUUAUGUUGUCAACAUUAACACAGUACCAUGUCAACCACAAGAAAUUUCUAUGAAUGAAGAAGAUUUGCGACAGAACAAAAGAAAACUUUCAGGCUCAAUGGGCUCCUCUGCAGAACAUUCUGUGAAUUCUACUGGGCCAUCCAGUAACACACAGACUGCAACAAAACAAUUAGCAUAUGCAGAAGUUGUUCCAACCAGUAGUACUGUGAAUGAAGAGAAGUCUAUAGCUUCAACUGAACGUAAUCACACAAGCUCUGUUGGUAGUUCAGACUUUGAAAUAUCUCUUCAAACUGAUGAAUCAAUCAAACUUAGAUUCACUGCUUCCAAACAUUAAUUAAUGUGAACAAUCUCUAAAUAGUUAUGCAUUGAGCUGAAGAGGGAUAUUGUAACAACACUGUCAAAGAAUAAUGUGCUAUUUUUGUGUUUGUGCAAAAAGAUUGUAAACUGUAGAUCAGUUUAAACAAAAAUCCAACUAGCUACACUAGUGUUGAAGAUGUUCAAGCUAAUAUCAUUCCCCAAUUACCAAAUAUUUGUUUCAUUCAUGAAUAUGCUGUUAUUUUUGUUUUGUGACAAUUGUUGAAAAAUAGCCUAAUUUAAAUGAUGUUCAUUUUGAAUUGAUCUAAUUUUUCAUUAAUACAUAACUAUGCACAUAGACACACACAAAACUGCUUCAAAACUUAUGCAAGUGAACAUUACAUUACACUUUUGCAAUCUACAAGUGGUUGUAAAUUUAAUCAAAGUGCCUUAACCAUGAUGAAACUUGGUGCUUACAGUAAUUGCUUUACAGAAGCUGAGUAAAAUAAUGUGUAAAUAUGUAUGUAAGUAACCUAGAUAGUAGGGCUAGCCUUCAAAACAAAUUUUAUCAAGUUUUUUGUUUCGAUGAUUUACAACUCUACUUUUCCUUCCUUACAGUUAUCAAAAUGUAAUUGUAUUAAACUUGCGUGAUAUUUGUACAUAAAUAUGUGUCAAUAAAUCUGACCUUCACCUAUUGAAACUA
Biomphalaria glabrata is the source of this 3246-nucleotide messenger RNA. RefSeq names its product sorting nexin-10-like. The transcript has 6 exons. The coding region runs from base 1771 to 2583 and encodes 270 amino acids. The record is from RefSeq and is a predicted model, not a curated record. NCBI's taxonomy places the organism in Eukaryota, Metazoa, Mollusca, Gastropoda, Planorbidae. Gene Ontology annotation, molecular function: phosphatidylinositol binding. Gene Ontology annotation, biological process: intracellular protein transport.